Molecule: messenger RNA, 1158 nt
Organism: Cooperia oncophora
Lineage: Eukaryota; Metazoa; Nematoda; Chromadorea; Rhabditida; Trichostrongylidae
Source: the annotation of a GenBank genome assembly
AUGACCACGGUCUUCAAGGACUAUGCAGAUUCGUUGGCCGCUCCAUCUAUGUAUCAUCAUUCGAUGGCGCUUGAAACCGAUCAAAAUGUGCCGGUGUCGGAGAUGAUUAUGUCCGACACACAAGACAUCAACGUGAACAACGACGAUAAUGGUUUUGCCUCUCCAAUCAAGCCGGCACCAUUUUACACUACUCCCACCGAUGCCAUGUAUUAUACGAACAAUUUCAAGGAUUACGCCGGGUAUAUCAUCAAUCCGUCUAUGUAUCAACCAUAUACGCUACCAGCAGCUACAACAGCCGCCUGUUCGGGUAAUGAUGCCAGCUUCAACCAAAUGAUGGAUCCAUCGAUGCUUGCUCAGUUUUGCCCUGAACGUGCUCGAUCGAUCGGACGGCGUUAUCUUCGCCUCAGAUCUAUGUGUAUUGGUGUAGCUGUGCGUGUGUGUGUCUAUAUGAAUGCGCUCUUCCUCGCUGAAAGAGCUGUAAAACUCACCUUGUCAACUGUUCAUUCCGUCGUCGUGACUCCACCCAUUUCAGGCCAUAACACCGCGAAUGCUUCGUUCUAUGGCUCCACAUUCAACUAUCCCACAUACGACUACUCGUCACCGUUGAUACCACGAGUUCCGGGCUCAACUGCGCCAACGGGCACUGGUUCUGGUGCCGGUGUCGCCUGCUCCACCAGCACUUCUGGAUCGUCCAGUUCAAACGGAUCGGCUCAUUCGACGCUCGCCUCACGGAGUAAGGCUCGAACCUCAGCAUCUGAAGGACGAGAAUGCGUGAACUGCGGCGUCCAGGCCACUCCACUUUGGCGACGAGACGGUACCGGUCAUUACCUCUGCAAUGCCUGCGGACUCUAUCACAAGAUGAACGGGCAGAAUAGGCCGUUGGUGAAGCCUAAAAAGAGACAGGUAAGCGCGUUUUUCGGGCCAGAAAUAGCCUUCAGACGGCCACACAGGGCUAUCCUAGUCGCGUGUUCCAUAUCAUUAUCAAUCAACGCGUGUUAUCAUUUGUCGGUCGUUAUCUUAUCACCCCGAGUCGUCCGUCGCUCAUCACUCUCACUACCAGCCCCGCCUAUCAGAUACAUGUUCAUGGCGCAGAUUAUGACACCCGUCGCGCUUGUUAGUUUACACCUCGUCAAUGGGAGGGAUACGGUAGCGCGUUGA